UCGUUGGUUGUCUUGAAUGAAACACGCUUCAAGUCUGUUUUUGGAUAGUGUCGGCGUCGUCGUCGUUGUCGCGCAACCCCAGAACUCAGAUCGAUAGUUUUUUUUUUCGUUUUACAUUUCGUGAGAUUUCCGAACGUUAUCGCGAUAUUUGCUGGCCAUUUGUGACUAGUGGAUUUAUGAUCAACACUUCUGUUGAGCGGGUGGUGUGAAAUGACGUCGCGUGUUAAUUCGAUCGUACGCCCUUUGAGGACAAAUGUGAUAAAUGAAUUGUCGUGACAUCAAUAUUAGGCUAUCAUUGCAUGUAUAAUCACAACAAUCAAUUGUACAGGUGAAUUAAUCGUCUAACAUUUUUUGUUGAUUCAUCGAUCCAUCGAUUUGGAAAAAGUGUGUACUAUUGACGGUACAAUAAGCUGCGCGCUCAGUAGUAAAAGAUCGUGAAGAGAGAAAAAAAAAGUUGUGUUCUGUUCCAAUUCUGGUGUCAGUAUUAAGUACUUGAGUGGACAAAAUUACGUAGCCUACCGGUUUCAGUUAAAUGGUGAUAAAUUCAGUAGUCCGUAGUUGCUCUUCAUAUGAAGCGGAUAGUCCCUUCCACCGUAAGCUAAAAUUGAAAAGGAAGCGUGAACAACAACGAUCAAUCAACAGUGACAAUAAAGAAAACGUGACCUAAGGCAAACAAUGAGUUUCAUCAACGUCGUUGGCGACAGCAAUGGCAGCACCAGUGGCAGCUGCAACGGCAGUAAAUACAACAAGAAGAAUUCAGUGACCUUCAGUGAGCAGGUCGAAAUCGACUCUGACGAUAGAUCUGCCAUCAGAGAGAAGCAACAACUUCUGCUUGUUCCGAAAACAGAUGGAGAGUCCAGUCAAGUAAUCCCGAAAGCUGCUACCUUUGCCACUAUGCCCGUUAAAUAUAACCACAAUGGAUCGACCUCUCUGCUGGAUCAAAUCCCCGAGGAUACACAACCGGGACAGAGGCCCACUUCUGGAACACACACCAACGGAUCGACGCCCCGGAGACCUUCGGUAGUAAUGCAGGACAUCCUUUCAACUCACCGACCUUCCGCAAUAAUGUCCGCCUUGCGCAGGGGCUCUUUGGCAUGGUUGCCUGGUAGAAACAAAGCUACCAAUCACGGCCAGGAUAGCGAGUCCAAUAUGGGUAGCCGGGCAUCACUCAGUCAAAUUCCCCACGGAACUGGCGCACAUAGUGACUUGGCAAUGGAGUCUCGACGAAAAAAUCGACGAGUUGGAGAUGAUGCUCUGAGUACGGCUCUCUCGGCGUUAUAUGCCAAGGUUAUUGUGAUACUUGGCAUAGCUCUACCCGUAACGGAGAUCCUUUCCUCUCAAAUCCCGGCCAACGUUUACCAAGGGUUCUACUUGUACCUCUACACUGUGAGCAUACUGUUUGUGGUAUUUGUCUAUGCAUCAAACAUGAGGCGAAGAGCAGUCAUGACUUUGAUCAAGACAUAUCAUGAAAAGACAAACGCAUAUCCAACAAAAAAGCGUGUUCCUCAUUUUGGAAGCUUCUAUCUUCGAGUUGGUGCCAUUGCAUUCGGUAUCGGAACCAUGGUGUACUCGGGACUUGAGUUUGGACAGUACUUCGAGUUGAACGCUUCACCUGGCUGUUCGAGUAUCUACGUGGCCUUAACCCCGGCCACACGCAUGUUUUUAUCCAUUGUACAGAUGCAGUUUAUUUUUCUGAAUAGCGCAGAACUGGACAUGGCCCGCCACAAAGUGUUUGCCCGGUUUGGUCUUAUGCACAUGAUUGCAACGAAUCUCUGCGAAUGGUUGUACAUACUGGUCGAAGAAACGAAACAUGAAAUACACCAUCUAGCACAUAUGUACAAUGACAAUAAGAUUGUAUCAACGAUCAGCAAUACCACACUUACCACACUCGCUUCCGCGACAGCAAGCGGCGAAAGCAGCGAAGAAGAUACAAGCCUGCUGCUCAGCGAUACCUUCCAGAACCGCACCAAACGAGCUGCUAGCCAUGAUGCCGCUGAUUUGAUUGAGUGCCAGCGUACCAACAUUAUGGGAACCCUAGUGCAAAACGCUUCACCAUUCCUGUUUCCCUGCACCAUUGAAUACUCGCUCAUUUGCGCCGUAAUACUGUACGAAAUGUGGAAAAAAGUCAAAACCAUCGCUGAAAUAGAUCGAACCAGGCGAAAUUCGCAAAAAGUGAACUCCACAACCCAUACGAAAAGUGCCCACCACUUCUCCGUAGACUGUUCGCGAGCUCACCGUGGAAUGUUCGGAGGAAUCAUAAUUACCGUGCUGACCAUUAUCUGUUUGAUUAUGUACUUCGUACUGCACGACGAGCCUGGUUAUGAAUUUUUCGCCCUACUGGAAGUAACCAUUGCUGAAACCGUACUGUAUUCCAUAACGGCAGCGGGCGUAAUCCUGGCAAUGAUCAAAAUGCGGGAUCUUAAAUACUGCAAGAAGCACAACGACAAGCAUGCAAGUUCCGUCAGCCUCGAUUGCACCCUUCUGGUUUUAGCGCAGACGGGAGUCUACGUCUACGGAAUGUUCAGUAUUGUCGGAAGCUAUUUCGCAAUUCAGCAAGGCAUCUACGGGGCUCUUGAAGGUCUCAUAGCUGAAGUUUUCAGUUUAGUACAAACAUCCAUGCAAACACUUUUCAUUCUGAAUGCGGUUUGGCGUAAGUGUCGUGGUGCCCAGCAGAAUCGCACGAAACCUGGUCGUGAAAUCGUCACAUUCCUUCUGGUGGCAAAUAUGGCGAUGUGGUUUAUAAACACCUUAGUGAAGGGACGAGCUAGCUUCCGGCCGACGCAUUUGGAGUUUUUCGGUACAUGGGCGUGGACAGUCAUAACUCACGUGUCGAUGCCUUUGGCGAUCUUUUAUCGUUUCCAUUCAACAAUUUGUCUAUUUGAAAUAUGGAAGUCAACGUAUAAGGUUAAGAAUGGAGAUCAUCAUUAGGAAACCAGAGCAGAAUACUAAGUUAUAAUACUUAAUUUACUAAGUACUUAUAUGUGAUAAGAAUCGAUCAUUUCGUGAGGCAAACCAGUGAUUUGUGUAAGAACGAGAUUAUUUAUUUCUAAUCGUAAAUACAUUUAUUUGACCGCA
This is a messenger RNA of Armigeres subalbatus, 3075 nucleotides long. Its product is annotated as proton channel OtopLc. Bases 676 to 2928 code for a protein of 750 amino acids. Lineage: Eukaryota; Metazoa; Arthropoda; Insecta; Diptera; Culicidae. Gene Ontology annotation, biological process: proton transmembrane transport. The transcript is spliced from 6 exons. Gene Ontology annotation, cellular component: membrane. The record is from RefSeq and is a predicted model, not a curated record. Gene Ontology annotation, molecular function: proton channel activity.